Messenger RNA from Phacochoerus africanus (Common warthog), 8048 nucleotides. RefSeq names its product stabilin 2 (gene STAB2). The record is from RefSeq and is a predicted model, not a curated record. Gene Ontology annotation, biological process: cell adhesion. Gene Ontology annotation, molecular function: hyaluronic acid binding; calcium ion binding. NCBI's taxonomy places the organism in Eukaryota, Metazoa, Chordata, Mammalia, Artiodactyla, Suidae.
AGAGGAAAAAAUUUAAAGCAAACACGGAGAUGAGAAAGAAUUCACUUGGGCGUGCAUCAAACGAAGUUAAAGUAGCUGAAUAGUUCUGACAGGUGCCUGAUACAGAGAAGGAGCCAAAACGUCCUCGCCAUGCUACAAAAUCUAAUGCUUUUUUUCCUGGGACUGGUGGCACAAAAUCUCUGCUCCCUGCCUGAAACAACAGAGCAGGCAAAAAGGUGCGAUAAGAAAGCUGUCCUUAUAAUGAGGACUGAGUGCCAACCCUGCUCACUCAACUUUGGAACGAAGUGCCCAGAUGGUUACACCAAGAUUACCAAUGGCACCGUAGGAGUCCGAGAUUGCAGGUACCCCUUUGAGGUCAGAACGUACACACUGUCUCUCCCUGGCUGCCGCCAUAUCUGUAGGAAAGACUAUCUCCAGCCUCAGUGCUGUCCAGGCCACUGGGGCCCAGACUGCAUGGAGUGCCCUGGAGGAGCGCGGUCCCCCUGCAGUGGUCGGGGCAGCUGUGCUGAAGGCAUGGAAGGAAAUGGAAGCUGCUCCUGCCAAGAAGGGUUUGGUGGAACAGCCUGUGAAAACUGCGCUGAUGACAACGUAUUUGGACCCAGCUGUUCAGCAGCUUGCCCCUGUGUGCAUGGAGUGUGCAACAGUGGAAUACAUGGCGACGGGACCUGUGAGUGCUUCUCUGGGUACACCGGCCCCAACUGUGACAAGCCCAUCCCUGCAUGUGCAGCCCUGUUUUGCCCAGAAAACUCCAGAUGCUCACCUUCCAGCAAAGAUGAAACGACACUAGAAUGCAAAUGCCUCCCCAAUUACAAAAGCGAUGGCAAAUCCUGCGAGCCCAUCAAUCCGUGUUCACAAAACAUCUGCCACCCUCACGCGUGGUGCACGUACCUGGGACCAAAUCGGCACAGUUGCACAUGCCAGGAAGGCUACCACGGGGACGGCCAAGUGUGCUUCCCGGUGGACCCCUGCCAGGUUAACUUUGGAAACUGCCCUACGGACUCCUCAGUGUGCAGAUACGAUGGGCCUGGGCAGUCUCACUGCGAGUGUAGGGAACACUACCACAACUUUGUACCUGGAGUGGGGUGUAGCAUGACAGACGUCUGCGAAUCCCACAACCCCUGUCACAGGGACGCACGCUGCACCACCAUCGCCCCGGGCCAGACCAAAUGCACUUGCCGGAAAGGUUACAUAGGCGACGGCUCAAGGUGUUAUGGAAACAUCAUGGAGCGACUCAGAGAAUUAAACACUGAACCCGGAGGAAAAUGGCAGGGAAGGCUGACCUCCUUCAUCUCGCUCCUGGACAAAGCCUAUGCCUGGCCACUGAGUAAUCUGGGACCGUUUACUCUGCUGUUGCCAACAGACAAGGGACUGAAAGGAUUCAAUGUACAAGAACUUUUGAAGGAUAACGAAGCUGCUCGGUACUUUGUGAAACUGCACAUAAUUGCUGGACAGAUGAACACUGAGCAAAUGACUACCUUGCAAAUGAAGACGUUCUAUACUUUGACCGGAAAGUCGGGGGAAAUCUUUAAUGGCGAUGAGGACAAUCAAGUAAAGCUUAAACUCUAUGGGGGCAAAAAGAAAGUAAAUAUUAUACAGGGGAACAUAAUUGCUUCCAACGGGCUCCUGCACAUCCUUGACAGAGCCAUGGACAACGUGGCACCCACAUUUGAGAGCAAUAAUGAGCAAACUAUAAUGACAAUGCUACAACCAAGAUACAGCAAGUUCAGAUCUUUGUUAGAGGAAACUAACAUGGGACAUGCUUUAGAUGAGGAUGGAGUUGGUGGACCAUACACCAUUUUUGUUCCAAGUAAUGAAGCAUUGAAUAACAUGAAGGAUGGCGCUCUUGAUUAUCUCCUUUCUUCAGAGGGAUCUCGGAAGCUUCUGGAACUUGUCAGAUACCACAUUGUCCCAUUUACGCAGCUGGAAGUGGCCACCCUCAUUUCGACCCCUCACAUUAGGAGCAUGGCCAACCAGGUCAUACGCUUUAACACGACUGACAAUGGACAGAUUCUGGCCAAUGGUGUGGCAAUGGAAGAAACAGAGGUGGCUGCCAAAAACGGCCGGAUUUACACGCUCACCGGAGUCCUCAUUCCCCCUUCCAUCACCCCAGUUCUGCCCCACCGAUGCGACGAGACAAAGAGAGAGAUGAAACUGGGCACUUGUGUGAGCUGUUCCCUGGUGUACUGGAGCAAGUGUCCUGCCGACUCCGAGCCCAUGGCGCUCUUCACACACAAAUGUGUCUACACUGGCCGAAUCAGGAGCCUGAAGAAUGGCUGUGCCCGAUACUGUAAUGCCACUGUGAAGGUACCAAAGUGCUGCGAAGGCUUCUAUGGGCCCGACUGCGUCCAGUGUCCAGGAGGCUUCUUGAAUCCGUGCUCGGGGAAUGGGCAGUGUGCCGACGGCCUUGAUGGGAAUGGGACGUGCAUUUGCCAGGAUGGCUUCCGAGGCUCCCAGUGUCAGUUCUGCGCAGACCCCAAUAAAUAUGGACCUCAGUGUGACAAAAGAUGUCUGUGCAUCUUUGGAACGUGUGACAAUAGAAUCGAUAGUGACGGGGCCUGCCUCCCUGGCACCUGCAGGGAAGGCUCUGCUGGGAGAUUCUGCCACAAACACACCUCAGCCUGUGGGCCCUACAUGGAGUUCUGUCACAUCCACGCCACCUGUGAAUACAGCAAUGGGACAGCAAGCUGUGUCUGCAAAGCAGGCUAUGAAGGGGAUGGAAGCCUCUGUUCAGAGACAGACCCUUGUUCGGGAUUAACCCCAGGGGGCUGCAGCCGCAAUGCAGAAUGCAUCAAAACUGGCAGAGGGACCCACACCUGUGUGUGCCAUCAGGGGUGGACCGGGGACGGAAGAGAUUGCUCAGCAAUCAACACCUGCCUGCUGCCCAGAGCUGGCGGCUGCCACCACAAUGCAACCUGCUUGUAUGUCGGCCCCGGGCAGAAUGAGUGUGAGUGCAAGAAAGGAUUUCGAGGCAAUGGGAUUGACUGCGAACCAAUAACUUCCUGCUUGGAACAAACUGGGAGAUGUCAUCCACUGGCAACCUGUCAGUUUACUUCUGGCGUCUGGAGCUGUGUUUGCCCAGAGGGCUACGAGGGAGACGGCCUUCUGUGCUAUGGAAAUGCCGCAGUGGAAUUGUCGUUUCUCUCUGCGGCAGCUGUAUUUAACCAGUGGAUAAAUAGCGCCUCCCUGCAGCCCUUGCUGUCAGCCACCUCAAACCUCACUGUCCUCGUGCCUUCCCGACAAGCCAUUGAGGACCUGGACCAAGAGGAGAAAGCCUUUUGGCUGACCAAGAACAAUAUCCCUGCCCUGAUAAAACACCACACACUUCUGGGCACGUACGGAGUGGCAGACCUGCAGGCCCUGUCACCUUCUGACACGCUGGCAACAUCUUUGCAGGGCAGCUUUCUCCACUUGGCGAAGGCGAAUGGGAACAUCACAAUUGAAGGAGCAUCUGUCAUUGAUGGUGACAACGCAGCCACAAAUGGAGUGAUACACAUCAUUAACAAGGUCCUGCUUCCCCAAAGGGGUCUAACUGGCUCCUUACCAAACCUGCUCACCCGGCUGGACCAGAUGCCUGACUAUUCCAUCUUCCGGGGCUACAUUAUUCAAUACAAUCUGGCGAGUACAAUCGAGGCUGCUGAUGCUUACACAGUGUUUGCUCCAAACAACGAUGCCAUCGAGAGUUACAUCCGGGAGAAGAAGGUCACAAGUUUGCAGGAGGACGUGCUCAGGUACCACGUGGUCUUGGAAGAGAAGCUGCUGAAGAAUGACCUGCACACUGGCAUGCACCGGGAGACCAUGCUGGGCUUCUCCUACCUCCUCGGCUUCUUCCUCCACAACGACCAGCUCUAUGUAAAUGAGGCUCCGAUAAACUACACCAAUGCAGCCACCGAAGGAGUGAUCCAUGGCUUGGGGAAAGUUCUGGAAAUUCAGAAGAAUAGAUGUGAUAUUAAUGACACUACUAUUGUACGAGGAAAGUGUGGAAAGUGUCCCCAGCAGCCGAUCUGCCCAUUUGGAACUAAACCACUAGGUGAUGAGACGAGGAGGUGUCUGUAUACCAUUUAUUUCAUGGGCAAGCGAUCGCUGUUCAUCGGGUGCCAGCCCAAGUGUGUGAAGACUGUCAUUACAAAAGAGUGCUGCGCGGGCUACUUCGGCCCCCAGUGCCAGCCCUGCCCAGGGAGUGCCGAGGGCAUCUGCUUUGGAAACGGGAUCUGCUUGGACGGAGCCAACGGCACAGGCGUCUGUGAGUGUGGAGGGGGCUUCAGCGGGACGGCCUGUGAGACCUGCGUGGAGGGCAAGUACGGCGCCCACUGCGACCAAGUGUGUACUUGUGUCCAUGGGAGAUGCAAUCAAGGACCCUCAGGUGACGGCUCCUGCGACUGUGACGUGGGCUGGCGAGGAGUGAAAUGUGACAAUGAAAUCACAAAAGACAACUGCAAUGGGACCUGCCACACCAGUGCCAACUGUCUGCUCAAUCCAGAUGGCACAGCCUCAUGCAAAUGCACAGCAGGGUUUCAAGGGAAUGGCACGGUCUGCACAGCAAUCAAUGCCUGUGAGAUCAGCAAUGGAGGUUGCUCUGCCAAGGCCAUCUGUAAAAGAACCACCCCAGGAAGCCGAGAAUGUGUGUGCAAGGCAGGCUAUACUGGUGAUGGCAUCGUGUGCCUAGAGAUCAACCCGUGCUUAGAGAACAAUGGUGGCUGUCACAGGCACGCAGAGUGCACGCAGACGGGACCUAACCAGGCCGUCUGUAACUGUUUGGCGAAGUACACUGGCGACGGGAAGGUCUGCACGCUCAUCGACGUCUGCUUAACGGAAAAUGGUGGCUGUAGUAAAUUUGCCUUCUGCAAUCACACUGGACAAGACGGAAGGACUUGCACUUGCAAACCGGACUACAUUGGGGAUGGAUUUACCUGCCGUGGCAACAUCCAUCAGGAGCUUCCCAAGAACCCCCAGACCUCCCAGUAUUACUUCCAGUUGCAGGAGCAUUCUAUACGUGACCUGCUUGGUCCAGGCCCCUUCACCGUUCUCGCACCUUCAUCUGCAGCCUUUGACGCGGAACCCCAGAUUAAGAACUGGGACAAGCAGGGCCUGAUGCCCCAGGUUCUUCGGUAUCAUGUGAUCGCCUGCCACCAGCUGCUUCUGGAAAACCUGAAAUCGACCCCAAAUGCUACUUCCCUCCAAGGGGAGUCACUUACCAUCUCCGUCUCUCAGGGUACAGUGUUUAUAAAUAAUAAAGCUAAGAUCAUCUCCAGCGAUAUCAUCAGUACCAAUGGUAUCAUCCACAUUAUAGACAAACUGCUGUCUCCCCGAAACUUGCUUAUCACCCCUCAAGAUGCCUCCGGAAGGAUUCUGCAAAAUCUUACGACAGUGGCAGUAAACCAUGGAUACUUCAAAUUCAGCAACUUACUACAGGAGAUGGGCUUGCUGAGUGUCAUCACUGACCCGAUCCACACCCCGGUCACCCUCUUCUGGCCCAGCGACCAAGCCCUCCAAAGCCUGCCCCCUGAACAACAGGGCUUCCUGUUCAACCAAGACAACAAGGACAAGCUGAAGGAGUAUUUGAAGUUCCACGUGAUCCGAGACGCCAAGGUUUUGGCAGUGGAUCUCCCCAGAUUUGCCACCUGGAAGACACUGCAGGGUUCUGAGCUGAGCGUGAAGUGCGGCACUGGCAGUGACAUCGGCGAGCUCUUCCUGAACGGCCAGACUUGCAGGAUUGUGCAGCGGGAGCUCUUGUUUGACCUGGGUGUGGCCUAUGGCAUCGACUGUCUACUGAUUGAUCCCACCCUGGGAGGCCGCUGUGACACUUUCACCACUUUCAAUGUCUCGGGGAAUUGUGGGAGCUGUAUCAGUACUCCCAGCUGCCCCAGGUGGACUAAACCAAAGGGCCAGAAGCAGAAGUGUCUAUACAACUUGCCCUUCAAGAGGAACGUGGAAGGCUGCAAGCAGCAGUGCACACUGGUGAUACAGCUCCCCAGGUGCUGCAGGGGCUACUUCUGGCCAGACUGUCAGGCCUGCCCUGGAGGGCCGGAUACCCCGUGUAAUAACCGGGGUGUCUGCCUCGACCAGUACUCGCCCAUGGGACAGUGUAAAUGCAACGCCGGCUUCACCGGGACGGCGUGUGAGCUGUGCUGGCCAGGGCGAUUUGGGCCUGAUUGUCAGCCCUGUGGCUGCUCAGACCAUGGACAGUGUGAUGACGGGAUCACGGGCUCUGGGCAGUGCGUCUGUGAAACGGGGUGGACAGGCCGCUUCUGUGACACACAGACAGCUGUGCCCCCAGUGUGCACGCCUCCCUGUUCUGCUCAUGCUACCUGCACGGAGAACAGCACGUGCGAGUGUAACCUGAAUUAUGAAGGCGACGGAAUAACGUGCACAGUUGUGGAUUUCUGCAAACAGAACAACGGGGGCUGUGCGAAGGUCGCCACGUGCUCCCAGAAGGGCACGAAGGUCUCCUGCAGCUGUCAGAAGGGCUACCAGGGGGAUGGCUACAGCUGCACGGAGAUAGACCCUUGUGCCGACGGCCUCAAUGGCGGGUGUCACGAGCAUGCCACCUGCCGGAUGACCGGCCCGGGCAAGCGCAAGUGUGAGUGUAAAAGUCAUUAUGUGGGCGACGGGCUGGACUGUGAGCCAGAGCAGCUGCCCAUCGACCGCUGCCUGCAGGACAACGGGCAGUGCCACGCCGACGCCAACUGUGCCGACCUCCACUUCCAAGAUACCACCAUUGGAGUGUUCCAUCUCCGGUCCCCGCUGGGCCAGUACAAGCUGACCUUUGACAAAGCCAAAGAAGCCUGUGCCAAGGAAGCUGCAACCGUGGCAACCUACAACCAGCUCGCCUACGCCCAGAAGGCCAAGUACCACCUGUGUUCAGCAGGCUGGCUGGAUGGCGGGAGAGUAGGCUACCCCACAUCCUACGCCUCCCAGAACUGUGGCUCUGGUGUUGUUGGGAUCGUGGACUACGGGCCAAGAAACAACAAGAGUGAAAUGUGGGACGUCUUCUGCUACCGAAUGAAAGAUGUGAACUGCACCUGCAAGGCAGGCUACGUGGGCGACGGCUUCUCGUGCAGCGGGAAUCUGCUGCAGGUCCUGAUGUCCCUCCCCUCGCUCACGGACUUCCUGGGGGAGGUGCUGGCUUAUUCCAACAGCUCAGCCAGAGGCCGGGCGUUCCUGAAACACCUGACUGACCUGUCCCUCCAAAGCACCCUCUUCGUGCCGCAGAACAGCGGGCUGGGGGAAAACGAGACUCUAUCUGGGCGGGACAUCGAGCACCACCUCUCCAAUGUCAGCAUUUUUUACGACGACCUUGUCAAUGGAACCAUCCUGCACACAAGGCUGGGAAGCCAGCUGCUCAUCACAUCCAGCCAGGACCAGCAUCAACUGGAGACCAGGUUUGUGGAUGGAAGAGCCAUUCUGCAGUGGGACAUCUUUGCCUCCAAUGGGGUCAUUCAUGUCAUUUCCAGGCCAUUAAAAGCACCCCCCACCCCAGUGACCUCAAGCCACUCGGGCUUAGGAACAGGGAUGUUCUUUGCUGUCAUCCUGGUCAUCGGAGCCAUCGCUUCAGCUGCAUAUUCUUACUUUCGACUAAACAAGAGAACAGUUGGCUUCCAGCAUUUUGAGUCAGAAGAGGACAUCGACGUUGCAGCUCUUGGCAAACAGCAGCCUGACAACAUCUCGAACCCCAUGUACGAGAGUACAACUGCAGCAGCCCUAGGACCUUCCCACGACCCCUUCGUGGACGCCGAGGCCCAGCAGCUGGCGGGCAGCGACCCCCUGGGGGCGCUGUGAGGGCCCGGCCUCCCCCGCCAGCCCUCCCCGCGCCCCCCCCCGACCCCAAGCCCCCCGCUUCCCCCCGCCAGAGAGGCUGCCAACCGUGACUCCUCCGCCUCGGCCGGGCUGCCCGCCCGUGGGAAACGCAAGGUCCUUCAGCGCGUGAAGCCCUCAAGCCACCCGCACCUCAGCUCCUCGCCCGAUCUGGGGGUGAUUUUGUUUUCGUGGGUGAGGUACCGUGUCAAAUCCACCCCCCAACCCGGGGGGACGUCUCCCCCCGCCCCCCACCC